AUGGCUGGCUCUCCUCUGAGCUCAGCAGCAGCCAUACCACCCCCAGCCACGCAGGCCCAAGCCAGAUGUGAAGCUCAAGUGCAACUGCUGGGUGAGGGGAGGAUCUGUAAACUGCCUGGAAGACUCCGCCUCCAGCCCGCGCUCUGGAGCAGGGAAGACGUGAUGCACUGGCUGCGCUGGGCGGAAAAGGAGUACUGUCUGCAGCGCACGAGCGAGCACAGGUUCGAGAUGAACGGCCGCGCCCUCUGCAUCCUCACCAAGGACGACUUCCGGCACCGCGCGCCUGGUUCAGGUGACGUCCUGUAUGAACUGCUCCAGUACAUCAAGACCCAACGGCGAGCCUUGGUGUGUGGGCCCUUUUUUGGAGCAAGCUUCAGGCAAAAGAUGGCCGUACAGCAGCCCACUAGCCCCCUGCAAGAGAGGACUGGGCUUUCUCAGACAGCCUCCUGGAAGGGCCUUCUGCAGCAGCCACCACACCUUGGGUUUGCCAGCUCCUUGAGCCACCUGGAUGUCCCUAACCUGGCCAGGUGGCCCUUGGGCAGGGAGGACCCCUUCACCUUAUCUCACUGUGCAGAGUUCAGCUGCAGGCCUAAGGAAGUCUGCUCUUUCCCCACCACACCGCAGGCUCCCAUUGAUGGCAGGAUUGCUGACUGCCGACUACUGUGGGAUUACGUGUACCAGCUCCUCACUGACACCAGGUAUGAACCCUACAUCAAGUGGGAAGACAAAGAUGCCAAGAUCUUUCGUGUCGUGGAUCCGAAUGGACUUGCCAGACUCUGGGGAAACCACAAGAACCGGGUAAACAUGACCUAUGAGAAAAUGUCACGUGCCUUGCGCCACUACUACAAGCUGAACAUCAUUAAGAAGGAACCUGGACAGAAACUUCUGUUCAGAUUUCUGAAGACACCAGGGAAAAUCAUCCAGGACAAGGGUAGCUGUCUGGAGGAGCUGGAGAACCAGAGGGAGGACAGGAUGGGUUUCAAAGACAAGCUGCUGCAAGUCUCUCCAUGA
Molecule: messenger RNA, 1011 nt
Organism: Orycteropus afer afer
Lineage: Eukaryota; Metazoa; Chordata; Mammalia; Tubulidentata; Orycteropodidae
Gene: ETV7
Product: ETS variant transcription factor 7
Biological process (GO): regulation of transcription by RNA polymerase II; cell differentiation
Cellular component (GO): nucleus
Molecular function (GO): sequence-specific DNA binding; DNA-binding transcription factor activity, RNA polymerase II-specific
Source: RefSeq, a predicted model, not a curated record